GUUCUCGUAAAUGUAGCUUUGUACCAAACAAUUGGACCUCCUAAUACUCUUUUUCCCAUGUAAUAGCUAAAAUACACAUCACCUGUAGUACUUAGAAAGUGAUCAGAGGUUUAAAAAUCUGCUCCUCCAUUUGUCAUUGUUCCUACAAUAGUGGGUACAUCAGUUUCAGUAGUAUUUGAAGAAUCAUAGAAUGCUUUUAUUAUAUACUUGGAAUCUAAAUCUUAAUAGAAUAAAUACUAUCAAUUGCUUCAUCGAAGUCAGUACAAACUCCAGUAGUUUAUACUGAA
Paramecium octaurelia is the source of this 287-nucleotide messenger RNA. The record is from the annotation of a GenBank genome assembly. NCBI's taxonomy places the organism in Eukaryota, Ciliophora, Oligohymenophorea, Peniculida, Parameciidae.